UUGACGCUUACUGGCUCCUGCCCAGAUGGUCCAUCCGCCAGAAUGGUUCUGGACCCCUAUAUUUUCUUUUCGAUUAUUGUUAUGGGAUAAAUAUCGACCACCUAAAUGAUGCCAGAAAGGAUCGUGGAUUAUUUUUAUACAUGUGGUCUUGAAGAAAAUAUGGGAUUGGAACCAUAUGAAUCUGGCCUUAGAAGUUACAGAACUCGUCGGCCUCUCCCUCUUGAGAGACCCUUCAAGUGCAAAAUUUUACAACACUUUCCAGACUAUGCCUUGAAUCACACAUUUGACGCCGAAUCAACUAGUUUGGUCACUAUGCCUAGUGGCGUUUGGCUUCGUACACAGCGGCAGAUGGAGUCCGUGCGAUACUCGUAUCCGAAACGGCAUACCUUCGUCAUAACACGUGAGGAUGGCAGCCGAGUUCAUGGUCUAGCUCUUCUGUUUUUGUCGGAGGUUACGCACGAAAAUGUAAAAGAAGCUGUUUGCUCUCUCCAAGAUCUAAUUGUUGGGACAUCUCACAAGGAUGAGCAAUCUAUUUACGUUCGAAACCGCGACAAGCUUUUUGCCACGAAGGCUAUCGGACUGAUCUCCCGCUAUCCUUUCAUCCAUGGACUUUUUGGUUGGUUGGAAGAUCUCUGGGCUUCAAUGUUCCUAUGUUUACCUUGCGGGCCGGAGGCCAAAUUAGAGCCUUUCAUCUACAAAUUGUUAUAUGAGACCAGUUUGCUGGAGCCAGGUCGAUUCAUUACUUUCAGUGGUGCAUUCAGAAGUCACUUUGGAUAUUUUCCAGCCGUGUUGACGCCUAUCCCAAUGCUGCUUGAUGGAACUACUGGAUUGUCAGCUGCUGUGGAAUUACCGUUGUUUGAAUACUCUCUGCUGGAGUUGCUGCGGUUGAUAGACUUGACGGACUUCAUACGUCUGUUUACCUGUGUGUUAUUAGAGCAUCGGAUUGUGCUGUUUUCCUCGGCUUACUAUCGUCUAAUGUUGGUCGCGGAGGGGAUCACAUGCCUCCUUCUCCCAUUUGUAUGGUCCCAUGUCUACGCACCCAUUCUUCCCAUGUCAUUGAUCCAUUUUGUCAAUGCUCCAGUCCCAUACAUUAUGGGUAUCAAGCAGCUGGAUCCUGAAGCCACAACCGAUCUUUGCCCGGCUCCGUGGGAUGCGUAUUCCUCAGGUGCAAACCACUUUGACUGUUCGUCGCCUAUCGAGUUGACAAGCGAGGCCAAUGUUUGUUACGUUUACAUUGAUGAAGGUCGCGUUGUCGUGCCUGACGAAACACCGCACUUUCCAAACGCGGAGCACGUUCUGUACUCAAUGUCCAACUUACUAACUGGGAUUAAUUUUCAGUCUUCAGCGAAUUCAUCGUCUUUGAAGCCCCUUACACAGUACCAAUCAUCGGAAACCCAAGCACCUGUCCCACGACCACGUCCACCAAGUGAUUUGAGCCUUUCUCAGUGGUCCUCACGGAAGACACAGACUUCUGUUCCCGUGAGAACCGUUUCUACGACAACAACGGGAGGCAAUCCAACGAAGUUCGAACUGGGAGCAGACAGCGUGACAGAUUACGACACCGGUGACUACAACCGCUGCUCCUAUGUGAAGUCCUGCAUCCGCGCUGCGCAUGCCAUUGUCUCAGCCGAUGAUUUUCCGUCCUAUACUCACUUGAUCCACUUCAAUACGGCAGCUCGGACAGUUUUUCUACGGAACUUUGCCAAUAUUUUUCGGGAUUAUGACAAGUUUUUCGUCCCCGAACGUGGAGUCUUUGAAUCAACUGGCGAGAAACGAUAUGUCUGCUCGGGACUCCAUGCCUUCGAUAAAUUUGGAUUUUUGAGUGACCAACCGGAGACACAUUUACAAUUUCUAAGUGCCUUCCUCGAAACGCAAAUGUUUGCUGCCUUUCUGGAUUAUCGACUGACACGUAGCGUAGACCGUGGGGCUCCAAGCCCUGGUUGCAUGAUGGAUCGACAUCCGAUGAUGCCUCUUUACAUGACUAUUUUCGAUCACGCCAUUUCCCAAAUUCGGCAGACAACUUUGACAGUACCACGUGGUGUGGCAGACGACAGCUCUAAUUCAUCCACUUUCCUUCCGAAUCAGACUAGCGCUCACAAUCUUCCACCAACUCCACGAGCCCAAGAAGUAGCUGUUCCGCUACCGGAUCUACUAAACGUUGCAACAACUCCACCUAACAACACAACUCGUGACACUUCUCCGUUCGGGGCUAUUGGGUUUCCUUGCUUCGUGGAAUCCCCUCAUAUGCCAUCAAUUGUAUCCGGUAUGCUGUCAGACGAGUGUAUCAGUCGAUCUUUGGACGCAAUCGUCUGCAAUUUCCCACAUCUGUCAAAGGAAAUGUUGACUAUGCCUUCUGCUUCUUCCUACGGAUGUGAUUAUCACCGUAUGCCUGGCUCUAAUUUGGCCUCCAUUUUACAUCUGAGGUCCAAUGAACGAGCCCAUUUGCCUGUUAGUUCUGCCCCUAACUCUCCAAGGGUGAACAAUUUGCAUCAAAAGCUGCCAAUCGCUUUCAUGUCGACGCCAACCAAACGCGCAGCUCCCGACUCUCCCACUGUUUUGUCACGGCACUCACCGUCUCCGGUCGCACGCUCAUUUGCACAAUCACAUCAGUUUGCGGCAUUGCAGCGUUCUGGAAUGGCCCAGACAAACUGGGAUUUUGUGGACGCUCUGUUGGACGAGUGCAAACAUCGUACCAAGAGGAUGGUGCUAAAGAAAAUGGGCCAUGAAGCCGUGGAACUUGGCCACACAGAUCCUACCGUCUCUGUGAUUGAAGAAAACACUUUAGUCUCGGGGUUAUGUGAUUUAUUAGACCGUAUUUGGUCCCACGGUCUUAAUAAAAAGUCUGGUAAAUCAGCUCUCUGGUCGCAUUUGGUCGAAUAUGUCCGCAUUCAUACCACUGACGCUGAAUUGGAUUCUACGGCUAACUUGCCGGAACACACUACUCUUGAAUCAAAUACUCCGUGGUUUACCACAGCACCUGGCACUUCAUCGAAUCUAACUACUCUGUGUCAACAGCGAACUCCCCUACCUAACGAAACAAUCGGCUGCACUCCAAGACGAAUGGCUCCCCAUGGUGGCGUCACCAUUGGCUCGAGGCAAUUCUCAAUUCGGUCUCCACUCUUCACUCGACAAUCGGCCAGUUUAGGAGGCAGCAAUAUGCCUCGCAGUGGAAUGUUCGAUUUGCCAGCUCUGUUUGGUCCGCAGAUCAGUCAACACUCCCUUGUGCGAGAUGUGCUCACGAUUCGAAACUUGCGUGAUAUAAAAACGGAUGUCAGUUUUGCUCGAGCUUUUGUCCGGUUGGCACUAGAAAAGAAGCUGCUUUCAGCCUACUUGUCUGAACUAUUGAUGGACGUCAAACUGUUGAGGAAUCUCUACUGUCGCUACGCGUUUUUACGCUGUGAAGAAGAACGCGAACAGUUCCUCAUCCACUUGUUGUCGUUGAAUGCAGUGGAUUACUUCUCCUUCACUCGAAUGUUAACUCAGGCCGAGCUACUGUACAAAGUAUUCAUUUGUACCGGACGUAAACACGGUUUCGCAUCGACUUCCAAUUUGUCUAUUCGACUUCAUGGGCAUUUAGGCUCGACUGGAACUAUUGUGCUCCCUCGUGGUGAGGCCACAGCUGAAUUUCGACACGUCAAUCUGGGUAUCCUCUCAAUCGUUCAAGUUGGACACGACAACUCCGGACCCACACCCAAGUGGUUCAUCGAAUUCGUCCUGGUUUACAACGUGUUUGUCAAUCAUCUUUAUGUUUUUCCUUGUGGCCACUGGCUUGGACGUGGUAUUGAAGACGACGCAUUGGAACGCAUUCUUAUCGGCGAAUUAGUUCGAUCUCAACCCACAUGUUCCACCACUCAUUGGUCUUCGACUGUCGUUUCAAAGGGACCUAUCCUUACAUCGAUUGGCCAGACGCGCAGUUCACUGGAUACACGAAACUUGAGUGCCAUGACAAUUCACGAACAGCUGGCCAACGCUGUAAACCAACUUCUGAGGUAUUUCUGCAAAACAUCCGGACGUCAAAGCACCACCAAUUUGACAUCCUUGUUUUACGGCGAACGUGGGCUUAUCCCCUCCUUGCAGUUGCUGUUCAGCUAUGGAUUUCGUUCUGCACGUUUCUUCCAACGACGGAUUUAUGUUUGGGAUUAUAUUGGCAAAGCUGCCGCCUCGUUUGCAGUGGAAUUAGGGAUAAAUUUGCCAGCUACAUCGACUCCAUCUUCACCAUUGAUCCCGUUGGCUACCGGUCAGGAGUCAAGCGGUUUCUCAGCGCAUAGCCUUCCGAGAUUGUCGAAAAACCGGCCGAUAGCUGGAUCAUUUACUCCCAGAUUUGUGCGUCCAUCCCCAUCAUUUUGUACGACCCGCGAAGCCAGAGCCAACACCGGAGCUUAUUCUCAACCCAAUUCUCCUGCACCUAUGAGGAUUUUCUUUUCACCUGUCACACAGCCACACUUACAACAGAGCACAUUCCACCAUGUGACCAGUCGUUUUGCUACCGGCCACAUGUCAAUGGCCACUUUGAAACAAUCAGCCGCGCAAUUCGUUCAACACGUGGUAAACGUAUCCGUGACUGGAGCGAACUUGGGCAAAGAGGGACGAUUGCAGCGUCUUCUCUGCCGUGCUGUACGUGAUCAUCUGCUGGCCAGUUGGUUUCCGGUGCUCGCUCUGAGCCCGAUCACAAGUCAGAUGUAUGACUCUAAAUGCUUCUUUCUAAACUCCGACCUCAGGCAAGCUGCUCAGAGCCUGAUUUCUGCACUGGAUGAGUUUCAACUUCCAAUGGAGUCCGUACUGCUUGGUGAAGAAUAAAUUGACGCCGGUAGAUCACUGCUCAGUACUGUACUCUUUAUCUUUCCGAAUUGUUCUCUUUUCAACUCAGUACACGAUCCUCUCCGACCAGUCGCGAUUAGCAAUCCUGCAUCUCACACAACUUGUCUUCUUAUCAGCAUAAUUUAUUUCAUUCUCACUACGGUACUUUUAUUUCUCUUUUUGUUUUAUUAAUGUGCAUCUAUUACCAGCUGUACAGUUUAAGUAAUGAAAUUCACUACUUUUCAUUUUCGCUUCUCCAUUAACAAUUCCCCGUCUUCCACUCGCUCUAAUGGUUGAUCCUGAUACUAC
Molecule: messenger RNA, 5106 nt
Organism: Dicrocoelium dendriticum
Lineage: Eukaryota; Metazoa; Platyhelminthes; Trematoda; Plagiorchiida; Dicrocoeliidae
Source: the annotation of a GenBank genome assembly